AUGACGCCCUAUACAAGCGUGGCUUCAGCCUCCCCUACCUACGGUGCUCGCUCGCUAGCACACAAGGCCAUUAGGCAAGGAUACUUUUGGCCCUCACUUCACACUGAUGCCCAAGCCUUCACCCAGAAGUGCGAUAAGUGUCAGCGAUUUGCUAAUAUCUCUCAACUCCCAACUGAACCAUUGACAGCCAUGGUCAGUCCUUGGCCACACUAA
Prunus armeniaca (apricot) is the source of this 213-nucleotide messenger RNA. Lineage: Eukaryota; Viridiplantae; Streptophyta; Magnoliopsida; Rosales; Rosaceae. The record is from the annotation of a GenBank genome assembly.